Solanum lycopersicum (tomato) is the source of this 568-nucleotide messenger RNA. RefSeq lists its product as uncharacterized. The record is from RefSeq and is a predicted model, not a curated record. NCBI's taxonomy places the organism in Eukaryota, Viridiplantae, Streptophyta, Magnoliopsida, Solanales, Solanaceae.
CUUUAUAAUAAAUAAAUAAAUUAAAAUUCACAUCUCCGAGACCUGACAUUCAUCGGCUUCUCUCCUCUCCUCUCCUGCAAAAACCAGUAUCUGCAGCCUGUUCAUAACCUGCCAUGGCAGAAUUCAGAGGCAAUGAAACCCCUUCAUCUACUGCAGAUGUGAAAGAUGUAAAAGCACCAAAUUUGAUUGAACGUGCAAAGGAAGAGAUUGAGGCUAUGAUUCACCACGAUAAAAAACCUCACCAUCACAAGGAAACUCAUGGAGCUAGUGACAUUGAUGCAAACACCCCAGUUGAUGAAGUAAAGGGACCAAAUGUAUUUGAACGAGUCAAGGAAGAAAUUGAGGCAGUUGUACAAAGUAUCCACCCUAAGAAAUGAUCCAACUCUUCUCAUGCCAUUAUUUAACAAUAUUGGUCUGAUGUACAAUAGCUAAUUGCUAUGUAUAAAUAGUACUGAUUUCUUGGUGUUUACAAUGGAAGGUGUUGCUAUUUGUGACAGCAUUUGAUGUCUAAUGAUCUUUUAGAACGAUCCUUGCUGAUUUCUUUUGUAUAACCAUGGUUUCCGGGCUA